Molecule: messenger RNA, 4500 nt
Organism: Alternaria burnsii
Lineage: Eukaryota; Fungi; Ascomycota; Dothideomycetes; Pleosporales; Pleosporaceae
Exons: 5
Coding region: 1-4500 (1499 amino acids)
Molecular function (GO): oxidoreductase activity
Source: RefSeq, a predicted model, not a curated record
AUGGAACACGCGCGCGAGAGAGUCGCAAUAAUAGGGUCGGGCCUUGCUGGGCUUGUUAGCGCGAACCUGUUGUUCCACGACGUCCGCCAAAGAUAUGCCGUCAGGGUCUUCGAGUCGGGAAAAACCCUCUCCCUCGACGCCGCCUCCAUCUCCCUACCCGAUGCUGCCGCCAAGGAUGCUUCGACCCGCGUGGAUCUGCCCAUGCGCGCCUUUGCGGGCGGCUACUACAACAACCUCAAGGCCCUUUACGACUACCUGCGCAUAUCCUACCACUCGCAGCCCUUCCUUUUCGAAUUCGCAGUGAGCCACGAUGCCAAAUCCGAGGCCAUUGCGCCUGGACGCCGCGACACGUCGUACUUCACACACGCAUCCAACCUCCACCAGCUUGCGCCCCGGUCCAGCGGAGUUGGCAUUGUCGUGUACCUGAUGCAGUGCCUAUACCUAGCCUUCUCGUACACGUGGUUUACCUUUUGCUGUGUCUUCGUCGGGCCGAGACAAUCCGAGACGCUGCAGCAGUACCUGGACCGCACAUAUUGCCCGCGCUACUUCACCACCUACUACCUGCUCCCACUCUUGUCGAGCGUGUCUACCUGUCCUCACAAUUCGCUGCUCGCUUUUCCCGCCAGCGACAUCAUCGGAUACAAGCGGAGGACUCAUGGCGCGCCGCACUAUACCGUAUCAGACGGCGUGGGAGGGGUACAGGAACGCCUAGUCAAAGGUAUCGACGUUACCCUCAAUGCCACCGUCACGGCAGUGGAGCCUUUCGAAAAGGGGGUUCGGAUAUCGUGGUGCAGUGCAUCGGACGCGGGGACGACAACCGAGUACUUCGACAAAGUGAUUUUGGCUGUUGCUCCAGACGUCGUGGGCCGUAUCUUCAGACCCCUCCAACAUCAUAUGCAGCGCAUACCAACCGCCGUUGUGGAGAGCGUCGUCCAUACAGACUGGGCAGUGCUGCACGGGAGCGACCUCAACAAGAACGACAGGAAAGGCGCCCAGCUCAUCCAUCUCAACACAUCCACCGCCGAUACACCCGUGACCGAGUCGCAUCAUCUCCAGCCCUGCGGUGUCGUCGUGACAACCUGCCCUUUCACGCCUCUCGAGCAGCAACACGUGACUCAACGGAGCAAGUUCACGCGCGUUCUCCGCAGUCCAGAAAGCCAGCGCAUCGUCAAUGCCAUCUUCGACAACGGUUCGAAUUUCAGUGCGGAUGACAAAUCAGUGCCGCGUUGGAGGAACGGCGAGGAUAACGUAUGGCUGGUGGGCGGCUGGUGUUGGGAUGCAAUGUGGGAUAGACUAUUCUUUGGCUACACUGUCUUCACCGGUUUCGCGCUAUCCAGCGUCAUACAGGCCUACAUCCGCAGCUUGGUUUCGCACGAAAGCACUUCGUCUGGCAAACUGGGCAUGGACGGCCAAAGAUCCAUGCAGAUAUUUGGAGUAUGGCUGGCCGCUGCAUUCUACUGGAUAAUGCAACGUUCACAGAGGAAUGAAAAGGAAAAAGCUUCGAUCUAUGGUUUGCAACAUGGGCGACUGCAUCUGCAAGUUCCAACCGCCAUGUGGAUGAAUAUGGGCUAUUGGAAAAGCCCUCCUGCUUCCAAGACAUUGAGCGAAGCAUGUCGCGAUCUCUUGAAAGCUGUACUUGCCGAGGCAGGGUUGUCCAACGACGAAGGACAAACGCAACGAAGAAGAUUCCUGCUCGACCUAGGCUUCGGAUGCGGAGAUCAGACCAUCUAUCUCAUGAGCAAAGAACCUGUACGAACGUGCGACAAAGACUGGUGGGACGAACGAGAGCGAUGUGCUACAUUUGACCAUUAUAUUGGGAUCACAAAAGACGAAUCGCAGGCGCGAUUUGCGUCGGAGCGAGUUGAAGAGUUCAAGCAUAACAAAGGCUCAACCGUGGAGAUAUCGCUCUUCUGUGCUGAUGCGUCAAAACCCACAUCAUGGAAUGGAAGAUUACAAAACUCAAUACGACUGGCAAGAGCGAGUUCAGAUGAGCGGUGGGUAUUAGCAUUGGACACAGCGUACCAUUUCUCGCCAUCACGUUGGCCUAUCAUCGAACACGCUUACUCUGAACUCGAAGCCAACUACAUGGGCUUCGAUCUGUGCCUUUCUCCAACCGCAACAUGGACACAGAAAACUAUGCUUCGUCUUCUCACUGCACUCAUGGGCGCUCCUUGGGCAAACUUUAGCACACCGCAGGAGUACCGCUCGAAGCUCGAGCACGUGGGAUACAAGUCUGAGGCCAUAAUUAUCACGGAUAUAUCGGAGCAUGUCUUCGCGCCACUAGCACUAUUUCUUACAGAGCAAGACACGCAGAAUGUAAGAGUCGUCGGAUUCUUCAUUAUCGAACCUACCACAGCAAACAUGGAAGAAAGAGAACUGCACGGAAUGCAAGGAGUGGGACAAGAGACAGCCCCCGUGAAUACGGUCACUCCAAAGGUCCCAGAAGCUACUCAUGAGCCGACGUUUUUAUCAAGAGCGUCCUCCAGGACUGUUCGCGAACCAGUGGUCAGACACCUACACACAUCGCUGUGGCCGCUGGUAGUCUUCAUAUUCUACGCCGCGCUAUCCGCUUUCACAUGGGCCGUGUUUUGCAUUGCGAGUAAGCGGCCGAUUGGAAGCAAGCAGGACUAUGGGAACCAAGAUGCCUACAGAGAGGAGCUAGAUGCUAUCUUGACUAAACACGAAAACGCCAUCAGGGCAGCGCGGAUCAUACAGGUAGUCGUCGCACUAGUCACUAUUCCCAUUACAUCGGCAAUUUGUUCAAUGGCUCUGGCUUCUUUCAUCCAAACGGGCGGCGCAAGAACGAAAUUGAACCUUCGCCAGACCAUGGCGCUCGCAGACCAAGGCUGGAUCAGUCCGCGCAUAUGGACCAUGUAUUCUAAAGUAGGAAGUCUACCAUUAUACAUGGCCUUUGGGUUGACGUUGGUCGGCGUGGUCUUCCAGAUCCUUCAGGGGAUCUUUGUUCGAAUCACCCCCACACAAAUGGCAUCUAUGGACACCAAAUAUAGUAGUCACUAUGUUCCUGAUGUGCCUGCUUUGAUCAACAGUGGUGGUAGCCGCCCCACGCCUAGAGUCAUUCAACUCCGUAGCAUCCUAGAAUCGAUUACGGAGGACCAUUAUGAACCUUUCCUCUGGGUCAAGCCGACCCUUGGUGGCAGGUGUCGGAAUCCAAGUCAGUGCACUUUUGUCGACUAUCGGAGGGAUUUCCAGAUCAUCGCCGAUUCCGAUUAUCCAGACCUUUGGUUCACACCCUUACCCUCGGACUACAACACCGGUGUCUACGAGGAGCUUCAGUAUGUGCCGCGCAUCAACACAACGGUUACAUAUACGAACAUGACUGCUGCCGAAUGGCCAAGCGAGUGUGUUCGUGACAAAGAAGGUGUAUUCUUUGCAGAGUAUCACUCACGCCGUCCUAGGGCCUAUGACAUUGAUCUAACGGCUUGUAUGCCUACAAACAUUAGCGACACACCCUGGCAAGCUACACACAAUCGGCAGGAUAUCACAGAAGAGCUCUAUCUCAGCACAACAGCAUUAUACGAAGAGAACCCUGUCUACUAUAGAGUAACAGCCAAAACGUCAUUAGGCUACUUCGAGCUUCCGUCUGCCAAGAAUGGGAAUCGCGCCGGGCCCUUGCUCGACAAUUGUUCACUGUCACGCAUCGACGACUGGCACUCGGAUAGAGACAGUAGCUGGGACAAAGGCCUGGCAAUUCGGGAUGUCAACGGCACCUAUGCUGGAAACGUCACACAGGAUAUAGGAUACCAUAUCGGUCCCCUGACUGCGCUUGGACUAGCCCUCUUUGGUGAAGGCUCUUUCAUCGAGAAACGCGUUUCGAAUCCAUCCGCUUUCGUCCUAAAUCGAACCGAGGUGUACGAUGCCAAAUACGAUACAUGGUAUACGCCCUGGGGCUCAAAUUGCGUCUCAUCUAUGCCUCUUUCCUUUGCUUAUUUAAGCACGAAGGAAUGCAAUAAAGGCUAUGAUCACGAGGAUGAAGAUGACAUUAUCGGACAAGUGAAAGUUUUUGUAGACUGGUUUUCGCAGGAGGACGCUGCAAGAGAAGCGUUUACUGUGGGCGCUUACCUUGCUAACAAGAACUGGCUGGAUUCAGCCAGAGGGUACACUCUGUCUUACGAUGAAAGGCGGAAAGUGGUUGCCGACCAAGGCGUCACAAUCAACAAGACCAAAAUAACGAUUGUGGAAAUCAUCAUUGGCUCCAUCUUUCUCGGUCUUCAUCUCCUCGGGCUACUAGUGCUCGCCAUCUAUGCCGUCUACGGAAAGCCGUUUGUGCCAUGGCUGGGUGGAGAGGUAAUGGUCAAGGCUGGAACGGUCCAUGCGGAUAUCUUGAGCGCUGCUGAGGGACAUAGACAAUGGAAGCAGACCAUGGCUGCUUGCCCGGGAUUCGUUGGGGAUGAAAGACCAACGGAUAGUGUAGGCAGAAUCGCAUUCGGAGCCGUUGCAGGCUUGAGUCGAUUACGCGACCGGAAGUUUGAGACUCUGUAG